Messenger RNA from Oppia nitens, 1849 nucleotides. RefSeq names its product oxygen-dependent choline dehydrogenase-like. The record is from RefSeq and is a predicted model, not a curated record. Gene Ontology annotation, molecular function: oxidoreductase activity, acting on CH-OH group of donors; flavin adenine dinucleotide binding. NCBI's taxonomy places the organism in Eukaryota, Metazoa, Arthropoda, Arachnida, Sarcoptiformes, Oppiidae. The coding region runs from base 1 to 1845 and encodes 614 amino acids. The transcript is spliced from 2 exons.
AUGAUACCUACCGGUGCCGCUGCAUUAGUAGUACCACUGUACCUAUCAGUAGCAUUGUUUAUACUGCAAAACUAUGAACGACACCGAUCUAUCCAAACAGACCGCGACCAGAUUGGCCAGAAUUACGAUUUUAUUGUAAUCGGUUCGGGUUCGGCCGGUUCGAUAGUGGCCAGACGUUUGGCCGAAAUUGGUGUCGACGGCGGCGGCGGUUCACGGGUGAGUGUACUGCUUCUGGAGGCCGGCCAAACGGCCGGCGGCAAUACCGACAUACCUGGUGGCGGCUACUGGGAGUUUUUCGGUAGUCCUAUCGACUGGAACUAUACUCUGGACGAACAGCCGGUUGGUAUUGGAUUUCCGAAUCGCCGGAUACCCGAAAGUCGUGGUCGAGUGAUUGGCGGCAGUUCAUCGGUUAAUACAUUGAUCUACAAUCGCGGUAAUCGCCGCUGUUUCGACGACUGGGCCAACAUUUACGGCUGCAAAGGCUGGACCUAUGCAGAGGUGUUGCCGUUUUUCAAGCGCUGGGAAAACCAGACCGACCCGAAAUUGUUGGUCAGCAAUGGCGGCACUUAUCAUAGCUCGCGUGGCCGUAUACAGGUGUCCUCGUGGCCCAAUCCGCCGGAGAUUAUGAUCAGACAUCAGCGGGCGGCCAAUGAGUUUGGUUUCGAUAGCACGGAUAUCAACGGUCCGCAACAAUUUGGUACUACAUUAGGCCAGGCAUUCAUAGGUACCGACGGUGUCCGGUCGAGUGCAUCGAACGGCUAUAUCGAUCCGAAUCCCUAUCCCAAUAAUCUCCAUAUAUUGGCCAAUGCCUACGUGACACGUAUUUUAUUUUCGGGCAAACAUGCGGUCGGUGUCCAAUACGAGAGAUACGGUAGGAAACAUACGGUUUAUGCUAGACGUGAGAUUAUUUUGAGCGCCGGUGCCAUUGAAUCGCCACAUAUACUGAUGGUGUCGGGAGUCGGACCGCGUAAACAGUUAGACAAGUUCGGUAUACCAGUGGUGGCCGACCUGCCGGCAGUGGGCGAGUACUAUCAAAAUCAUGCCGGCGUUUCGCUGAACUUUCUCCUGAACGAUACCUACCGGCCAAUGUACGGUACCGGUGCUCAGGUAACCAUGGAAAACUUGUACGAGUUUUACGCCCAUCAUCGGGGUCCACUGACCAAACACUAUCGGGCCAUAACCUAUAUGUAUACGCCAACCGUUUCAGAUGAGGGACACGACUAUCCGAAUGUCGAUUUCGAAACCGGUCUCUAUCUGUUUCCCGAAAACCUAACCGAAUGGACAGUACGCUACGACCGGCAACGCGAAUGGGAUCAGUUUAAUCGGCAAUUUGUCGGUAAAUACUAUUUUUUUGUACACACACUACUACAACGUGUCCGCAGUCGCGGUUAUGUACGGYUACAGUCGGCCAAUCCGUAUGUCUAUCCGCGUAUUAAUCCACGAUUUGUGUCGCAUCCGAAAGAUUAUGAAGAUUUAGUCGAUGCUCUGAAAUAUAUGUUCAGAUUUUUCGAGAUCAGCUCUAUUGCCAAAUACUUGGCACCUAUACGUCCGAUACCCGGUUGUCGACUGUGUCCCGGUUUCGUACACGAAUGUGACCAAUAUAUCCGAUGUGUUAUUGAACAGCAAACCGAUGUCGGCUUUCAUUCGGCCGGUACCUGUCGUAUGGGUCCAGUCGAUAGUCCCGAGRCUGUAGUCGAUCCGCGAUUGCGGCUAAAAGGUAUGGACGGUCUGCGUGUAUGCGAUGCCUCGGUUAUGCCCCUAAUAGUUAACGCCAACAUCAAUGCCGCUACGCUAAUGAUUGGCGAAAAAUGUGCUCAAAUGGUCAAAGAGGACAACUAUGUCUGAGAAA